AUGUUGUUCACCAAGCCAGCCUUAGCCUUGGGCAGUGCCCCCCUGGUCCUCCUCGUGUCUGCGCAAGAACCAGUGGAUGCUGUCCACCACCCCUUGAUUCCCGCUCUCUCCAAAGUCCCUGCGGUCACGACCAAUCUCAUGCCGCGAUCUCUGGACAAGCGAUGUUCGGGAAGCUGUGAAGAAUGCUUCGGCACCGGCUACAUUCUCUGCCCAGACAGCAGCCUGUAUUGCUAUCUCCCAGGAGAUUCCUACUACGGCCUUGACUCUUGCCCGGGCUCCAGCGACUCCAGCGCCUCUGCCGGUGCCACAAGCGCUGCGAGUGCAACUGUCCCGGCGGCGUCUGCCACGUCGAUCAGCGGAAUAGAUGACAUUUGCUCCCAGACGGUUACCACUGUUACGACCCGAACGACCCUAACUACAACACAUGCCCCGACGAUGGCAGCAGCAGCUCUAACUCGACGGGGUCUACAUGCGAGGACCAGUACGGCGCCGGAAGUCAGCCCUGUGGGACAGAUUCUUGCUAUAACCCUGGUCAAGGGGAUGUCUGUUGUCAAGAUGGAUAUCAUUGCGAAGGUGGCGACACUUGCUCAAGCAAUGUGGGCAAAUGCUGUACUGCUGGCUCAACAGAUUCCUCGUGCUCCGGUUCUAGCAGCGGUGGAGGCGGAGGCGGAGGCGCAGCAUCAUCAUCUUCACCUGCCCAGGCUACCACGCCCGCUACAUCUGGUGGCGGUGACAGUGGUGGAGGAUUGGUACCUGCCGUCGCGACUACCGCGACUAGCCAUGGGGUGGUUAGCACUGCUAGUCCCCUUAGCGAUGCGAGCCCCAUGGGGCGCGGCAAAGCCAAAGCUCUGGUGA
This is a messenger RNA of Capronia epimyces CBS 606.96, 855 nucleotides long. RefSeq lists its product as uncharacterized. The transcript is spliced from 4 exons. The record is from RefSeq and is a predicted model, not a curated record. NCBI's taxonomy places the organism in Eukaryota, Fungi, Ascomycota, Eurotiomycetes, Chaetothyriales, Herpotrichiellaceae. Bases 1 to 855 code for a protein of 284 amino acids.